AUGAAAUAUAGUUAUCUCAUAACGAAAGUUGCUGCUUUCCAACCUUGCCACUAUCGCAGCGUUCAAUCGUCCCACCGCCUGCGACUUAAUAACUGCCAUCAGCGACUGCCACGUACUGCGUCUUCAUCAUCGUCACCACACCCGUCGCUACUGCACCGCAAGUACAGUUACUGCCGCCUCCCGACCGCCGCCACUACCCCCACCAACGCCACUGAAUUGCCGCCGCCGCGCUGUAGUGAGGAGCAUUUCGACCUGGGCCAACGGAGCGGAGGGCAGGAUGACGCCACUCGGUACUUGCGGUCGCCGCGGCUCUGCACCAAGAGCAACGAGAGAAGCGGCGGCGCUGCGGCGUGGCGCUGCAGAAUGCGGGCGUGUUGGCGCUGCAGAAUGCGGGCCCAUUGGCUAGCAAUUUUGCGGUCGGCCCCCAACAGUUUCCAGGGCGUUCCUGAACACGUAGAUCUUGAUGGUGAUGUCUCAAAUCUCCAGGGAAUCUCUCAAGGAACCGGCGUGCAUGGGCGGGUGCAUUGUAAAAUGAUGUAUGAGGAAGUCGAUGAAAAUAAUUAA
Molecule: messenger RNA, 564 nt
Organism: Gryllus bimaculatus (two-spotted cricket)
Lineage: Eukaryota; Metazoa; Arthropoda; Insecta; Orthoptera; Gryllidae
Source: the annotation of a GenBank genome assembly